UGCCCGCUCCAGCCGCCCCUCCCCCGCACCCCUCCCCGCGCGCCCGCCCCCUUCCCGCGCGCCCGCCCCCUCCCCUUUCCUCCAGCCCCACUCAGCCUGGGCAUAUCCUCCUGCCGCCCGCGCACCUCUCCGUGCAGUCCACGCUUCGCGGCUUGGCCCUUCGCUGCGCUCGGCUCCCGCAGGCGCUCGGCCCCGCGCCCCUCGGCCCCCGCCCCGCCGGCCGGACAGACCAGUGCUCAUGGCUGGGCCCAGCACCCACAUUGUCCCUAUGCUGUUCCUCGCCCUUCUGGUGCUCCUGGAGCUGAGCCUGGCAGGCUCCCUGGGACCUGGAACCUCUGCUCGGAACCUUCCUGAGAAUCAUGUCGACCUCCAGGAGCCAGCACUGUGGAUGCCUCCAGCCAGCCACCACCGCCGGCGGGGCCUGGGCAAGAAGGAGCGGGGCCCAGGCAUGCCUGGCCAGGCCCAGGACGGAACUGUGGUCUCCACCACCAGACAGGCCUCCAGGCUGCCAGGGGCAGAGGAGCUGCUGCCUGGGCAGAGUCCUGCAGGCCUGGUGCAGGACAAGGAGCUGUUCCUAGGCUUGGUGCUGCCCUACCCUGAGAAGGAGGACCAGUCUCCCGGGUCAGAGAGGGUCAAGAAACGCAGCAGGGAGCACAAGAGACGCAAGGAGAGGUUGAAACUGCACAGAGGCCGAGCCGUGGUCCGAGGUCCUAGCUCCCUGAUGAAGAAGGCAGAGCCCCCCAAAGACCAGGCGCUGGAUGCCACGAUGGAGGAGUCCUCCACCGGCCUGGCCCCCACCAACCUCUACUUAACCACCUUUGAGGCAGCACCCGCCACAGAAGAGUCCCUGAUCCUGCCUGUCACAUCUCUGUGGCCCCAGGCUCAGCCCAGGCCUGAUGGGGAGGUGAUGCCCACGCUGGACAUGGCCUUGUUCGACUGGACCGAUUAUGAAGACUUAAAACCUGAAGUCUGGCCCUCAGCUAAGAAGAAAGAGAAACACCGGGGUAAAUUCUCCAGCGACGGUAAUGAGACAUCACCCGCUGAAGGGGAACCAUGCGACCAUCACCAAGAUUGCCUGCCAGGCACCUGCUGUGAGCUGCGAGAGCAUCUCUGCACGCCCCACAACCGUGGCCUUAACAACAAAUGCUUUGAUGACUGCAUGUGCAUGGAAGGGUUGCGCUGCUACGCCAAAUUCCACAGGAACCGCAGGGUCACACGGAGGAAGGGGCGCUGCGUGGAGCCCGAGACGGCCAACGGCGACCAGGGAUCCUUCAUCAACGUCUAGCGGCUCUGCGGGGAGGCGCCUCCCCACCGGCCGCGCGGAGGUUCGGAGAAGCCGAGCGACUUGUUUAGAACUAGCAGUGGGAGAUCAGGUGGGGCACCGGAUGACCGAGGCUGCAGGCUCGAGCUCCGGACCCUCACCCCGGGAGGGGAGCCCCGGGCGCCGAACUGCCGCACACCUGCGCCCACCUCCCCGCCCGCGGAGGACCCGCACGGCCUGCGCCUCCCGGUGGCCCGGUGCUCCGCGGAUGGCAAUGUCCAGAGCGCCCUCUACUGCCCAACCUCCGCACUGCAACCGCUUCAAGUCCAAGAACGAAGAGACUUCUGAGCGCCUUGGAAGGCAAACUGCCGCAGAGAGACAGAGAAUCCCAGGAGAUGCGUGGGGAGCACCUGUAUGUACCAGGCGCUGUGCUAAAUGCGUGCCAUGCGUUAUCUCAUUUAGUUACCACAGUGACCUUUCAAAGGAUGCAUUACUAACCUUUUACCAGUGAGGAAACCGAGGCAGAGUUGGUUAGGACUUGUCCAGGGUCCCAGAUGGAUGCCCCUCAAACCUAAACCUGUGUAAGAAUCCUUGGGAUCUGGCUAGAAUGCAGAGUCUGGUGGGGCCGCUUCUGUAUUUCUAACAAGCUCUUGGGGGCAUGCUGCCGCUAGGGAAGCCCCCUGAGAGCACCCAGGUCCUAGGGAGUAAAUGCUGCACCUGUCGGGUUCCGGGGCCCAAAUCCUUGCCUCUCCACAACCACAGACUUAUUCCAGGUUCUCCAUGGCCUUCAGUGAGAGAGAAACGUUCCCUGGGAGUUCCCUUCACGGUGGUGAGAUCUGCAGUUAUGGGCUGCUCCCUUCCCUCCCUGGACAAAGUUGUAUCAUCUUUACAAACAAAGCAUGCAUUAAGCCCCUGCUUGCUGGGAAGGCAUGAUUUGGGAAGAUUGGCCGCUGCCCUCUGGGAGCUGGUAAUAUGAGACGAGAUGUGUUUGGAAGAAGCGACAGUGCUGUUCCUUCUACUUCGGUGGCUCUGCUCACUCAGUCCCAGGACACGCACUUUGACAUUACCCCAAUCGCUUCCUUAGUUUCUGUAGUUCAUGCCCUUCGAGAAUCGAAUGCUGAUGUGGGCUCAAAAAAUACACGCAUUGUGCAUGUGCGCCCACUUUGCAUACUGCCUUAGUGGCUUCCAGGCCUCCCACAGACCGUCUCUAGACCACCCCCCACCCCAUCCCACACUUCUGCAGCAGAGCCUCCUGACGCACUGGCGCACCUCUGAGGUUCAGGUGUUGUCUGAAACUAACUGGCCCCCACAAGCUAGACCCACCCACGAUGCCCAUCCAGAACAUCUGCCCCAGCAGAUCGGGCUCUAAGGGCCACUUCAGGAGCCACUUAAACCCAGCCACCCACACCUCCUGGCACCUCACUCCUGGUCAGCCCUCUGGUCCAGGGCAAACCAGGUUGCAAACAACAAAAGCCUUCCCCAUCCAAAUUCCUCGCUGGCCUGGACGCCUGCCGGGGGGACCACACCCGCGAUGCCAGGGCUGUUUACUCCAUUGGGAAACUCAGUCAGGGUCAGGGGUCUGGCACCAAGCAAAGCAGACGGAUCAAAGAGAAACGAAAUAUCCUUGCUCUCCUUAGUCAAGUUCUAUGCGCAAAGGAAUCUUAGGGGUGAAGGUGGGGCAAGGAAUGGAAGAGAUCAAAGCCGGCUGUUUGGAAAUCAAACCCCCCAGCAGUUUUGUCUAAGACUGCACCAGAAAACACCCAUGCCGUGUUUUUCACUGGGGGUGGCUGAUUGAAGAUUGUGCUAGAACCCUAAGUGGAGUA
Molecule: messenger RNA, 3084 nt
Organism: Mustela lutreola (European mink)
Lineage: Eukaryota; Metazoa; Chordata; Mammalia; Carnivora; Mustelidae
Gene: DRAXIN
Product: dorsal inhibitory axon guidance protein
Exons: 7
Coding region: 239-1285 (348 amino acids)
Biological process (GO): axon guidance; Wnt signaling pathway
Cellular component (GO): extracellular region
Source: RefSeq, a predicted model, not a curated record